AUUCGGAGCGACGCCUCCAUCGCCGUUGCGCGCGCGUGAGUGAGCGCGACCCCGACGGGAAUUCGCGACUCGAGUUCCACAGCGACUCGAGUUCCACAACGACUCGUGGUCCAGAGCGACUCGUGGUCCAGAGCGACUCGAGUUCCACAACGACUCGAGUUCCACAGCGACUCGUGGUCCAGAGCGACUCGAGUUCCACAACAACUCGAGUUCCACAACGAAUCGAGUUCCAGAGCGACUCGUGGUCCACAACAACUCGAGUUCAACAACGACUAAAGUUCCAUAGCGACUCGAGUUCCACAACGAAUCGAGUUCCACAACGACUCGAGUUCCACAACGCAGAGACCGGGGGCAGGAGCACGGCGCUUUGCCGCGUGACGUCGGUAAGGAAACCAGAUAGAGCGAGCGAGAGGGGGGGAGAGAUAGGGGUGGGGGGGGACAGCGAGACGAGAGAGAGAGACAAAGAAGAACGACGGAUUCGGCGUCUUGGGAAGAGUUCGGGGAGAGCGUGAGACCCGCGCGUGGCCUCUCAAGCCCCAACGGAUCGCGCGGUAGCAGCGCAGCGCAACCCAUGGAGGUGAGAGACGUGAGGCUCGUGAUGGAGUCGCCGGCCAGCUCUCCGCUCUCGCCGCUCUCGAGCCCUCUCCCCAGCGAGGAGGACCCCGGGGAGAGGCCGGCGAGCAGGCGGGGAUCCCGCAAGCGACGCGCGAACAUCGCCGAGGGCGGUGCGGGCGGCGGGAAGCGAGGCAAGCGAGGAGGAGGUGGCGGUGGCGGCGGUGGCGGUGGCGGUGGCGGUGGCAUGGGCGUCUCGGGAGGAGCGGGUUGCGGUGGCGGAGUGGUGAGCGGCGCGGGUGGCGGAGCUGCAGCGGGCAGCGAGGGCAGCCCCUUGUCGGGCGAGGAGAUGCAGCAGCAGCGCUUCAUCGCGAACGUGCGCGAGCGGCAGCGCACGCAGUCCCUGAACGAGGCGUUCUCGUCCCUGCGCCAAAUCAUCCCGACGCUGCCCUCGGACAAACUGAGCAAGAUCCAGACGCUGAAGCUGGCGACGCGCUACAUCGACUUCCUCUACCAGGUGCUGCAGAGCGACGACGAAGGCGGCAACGGAGGAGGAGGAGGAGGCGGCGGAGGAGGAGGCGGCGGAGGCGGAGGCGCCGACGCCAGGCUCAGCGCCGCGUGCAGCUACGUGGCGCAGGAGCGGCUGAGCUACGCCUUCUCCGUGUGGCGCAUGGAAGGCGCCUGGUCGCUCUCCGCAUCGCAUUGACACGCCGCCCCGCGUGGAGGAGUGGAGCUCUCUGGUUCGUGGGAACCCCGAGGGAUUGAGUCGCGGCCACGUGUGGAGGAGAGGGAGAGAGGGCGAACUGAGACCUCGCUUUCCAAUGGCUCGCGUGAACUCACCCUCCUCGCUCUCGCCGCUGCUGCGCGUGAACGCACCCCCCCCCCCCCCGCGCCCCCCACCUCUCGGGCCCGGCUGCUGACCCGCGGUUUGCGCGUGACCUGCUUGCGCGUGACCUCGCAACGGACUCUGGAACCGCGGAAUUCUAGAUCGACGGAGCUAGUCGCGGCCAAGGUGUGGAGUGGACGAACUGAGACCCCCCCCCCCACCCAACCAACCAACCCCCGCCGUUCACUGGAAACAAAACAAGAGACAUUUGAUGAUUUUUUUUGUUCAGAGCGGAAACAAACAAACCAACAAAAACUCUGUCGAGCAAACGCGUCGCGUAUUUAUGUAAACUCGGGUGAGGUACGGAGGAUGCUCGGCCAACACAAGGAACCAGUCUCGUGGUCAUGCGAAUGAGUCCGAUUUAAACACAUCUUAUGUUCAACCGAAUAUCUGAGAAAUGUCUAUAUAUUUUAGUAAAUCCGUAUUGUUCUCUUCACUCCUUUGUUGCCUGUAAGCUUAAAUACGAACUAGACCAAGCAAAGUAUAUAUAUGUAUAGUGUGUGUGUGCGCGCUAUCUCACGCCAGCUGUACGCGUUGUAAUUUAUUGGGGAGGGAAGCUCUGGGCUUGGAACCCAAACUCUGUCUCUCGUCUGCUCUGCUGUCUAAUCCCGGCUCGCGGUGAUCCCGGCUCACACGGGGUGCUCUGCAGAAGAACCCAGAGUCUCUGAGUCGCGACUGCCAGGUGCCCUCUCUCUCUCUCUCUCGAUCCCGUUCGUGCUAAUCGUCUUGCUCAGUGGUACCAAGCGUUCAAUAUUCGUGGGAUAUUUAACAACAACAACAAAACAAGUUAAAUCCUCUCGAGUACGAAAUUGCAAAUGAAUGUGUUGGAGUAUUUUUUUCAGUGUUAUUAUUGUCGUCGUUAUUUUUUUGUCAUCGUUGUUGUAUUACGCAUUCUUGGUCAAGCCUAUGUUUACAUACAAAUAUAUAUAUACAUCUACA
This is a messenger RNA of Lethenteron reissneri (Far Eastern brook lamprey), 2377 nucleotides long. Its product is annotated as twist-related protein 1-like. Gene Ontology annotation, molecular function: DNA-binding transcription factor activity, RNA polymerase II-specific; RNA polymerase II transcription regulatory region sequence-specific DNA binding; protein dimerization activity. The record is from RefSeq and is a predicted model, not a curated record. Gene Ontology annotation, biological process: developmental process; regulation of transcription by RNA polymerase II. Lineage: Eukaryota; Metazoa; Chordata; Hyperoartia; Petromyzontiformes; Petromyzontidae.